AUUCAAAAUAUUAUUGUUUCAGCUAAAUUGAAUAUAACACAUUGUUGUAUUCGAAAACAACAGGAUAAUGACAAGCGUAACUGCGUUGAUCCGUCAUUCUGGUUUUUGGAACGAUCAGAACUGUUUUGUGAAUUACAAAAUUGAUGCUGUUGUAUUCACUGAUAAUUGCAAUUACGAUGAGUUAGUUUCUACGAUUACAAGUCAAUUAGGCGUGGAUACUGUCAGAAAAACUAUUUCAAUAAAAUAUACUGUUGAAGGCGAUUUUCAACCAAUGGAAAUACACAACGAUAUGGGAGUUCGUGUGUACGUUGAGCUUAAGAGAGAAAACAAAGUUUUUGGGAUGUAUCCAAUGUGCGUUAGUAUUCAUGAUUUUGAUAUUGAGGAUGAUGCAAUUGGUAAUCGUAUUAUUAGAGAUGAUGUGCUGCAAAUUGGAUAUAGCGAGAAUCGGGAUGGUAUGGAUGUUUGUGAUUCUACAGGAAAGGCUGUUGUUUUGUUUGAGAAUGAUAACAAUUUGGUAAUUUCGAACACGGAAUAGAAAGGAGUUUUUGUCGAUCAAAUUUACCAGGAUAAGGAAACUUUGAAAAUUGUGAUGACGAAAUAUGCAAUUCGUGAAAGAUUCAAUUUCAAAACAGAGAGAUCGAAUGCUAUAAGCUAUACUCUGGUAUGUUGGUCGCCGGAAUGUAAAUGGAAGUUCAGAGCGUUGAGAAUUGGGGAUUCUGAAAUGUUCAGGGUUAGAUCUUUCGAUGACGAACAUACAUGUCCGUUGAAGGACAAGGUGUAUUCACAAAGACAAGCAACAAGUUGGUUUAUUGGAGAAGCGGUUGUCAAGGCGAAAAUAACUAACCAUAAAAGGAAGGUCACCCCUGGGGAUAUAAUAGACGAUGUCAAAAAUGAAUUCGGCGUAGAUGUUUCUUAUAUGAUGGCAUGGAGAGCUAGAGAGAAGGCUAUAAAAGAUUUCAGAGGUGAUCCAGCUGAUUCAUACAAGAAGUUGCCGGCAUAUAUAUACAUCCUUGAUAAAACGUAUCCUGGAUCGCUUGUUAAAAUGCAUAAAUCACCAGAAAAUGAGUUUAUGUAUUUGUUUGUAGCACUCAAAGCAUUCAUAAAGGGAUUCGAGUGUUGUAGACCAAUAGUUGUAGUGGAUGGUGCACACCUUAAAUCAACGUAUAAUGGUACAUUUGUGUCGGCAAGUACUUUGGAUGGAGCAGGUAAUAUCCUACCACUAGCGUAUGGUGUGAUAGAUUCUGAGAAUAAUAAGUCCUGGACGUGGUUCUUUGAACUGUUCAAGCAAGCUUAUGGUGUUAGGCAAAAUAUGUGUGUCGUGUCCGACAAACAUGAAAGCAUAAUACACGCAGUUUCUAAGGUGUAUCCUACUGUUCCUCAUUUGGCUUGUAUAUGGCAUUUGUGGAAAAAUGUGACAAAGCAAUACACAACAAACAGUGAGGUGUUGAGUCCUAUAUUUUAUUCACUGGCGAAGGCAUACACCCAGGAUGAGUUCGAUAAAUUGAUGGAGAAGAUUGGGAAUGUUGAUAUUCGGGUAAAACGAUACCUAGAAGAUGCUGGAAGGGAUAAAUGGUCUAGGCUUUAUUCACCUGUUAACAGAGGAUGGACAAUGACUUCGAAUAUAACCGAAUGUAUUAAUGGAAAACUAGUUGCUGCAAGAGAGUUACAUAUUUUUGAUUUCCUUGAAGAAGUGAGGAAGAUGUUUGGUAGAUGGAAUUGCACAAAUAGAAAAAAUGGUACCUACACAUUCACAACACUGAUGAGGCGAUAUCAAGAGAUGUUGUCGAUCAACGAGUACAAAUCAAUACGAAUGAGGGUUGAAGCGUCAACUGAAUAUGUUUACACAGUGAAUGAUGGACCGAGGCGUUUCAUAAUCGAUUUGAAGAAGAAAACUUGCAGCUGUAGGAUGUUCCAACUGGACGAGAUACCGUGUUCUCAUGCAUGGGCAGUAUUGAAAAAUAAAAAUUUGACUGCUGAUGCAUAUUGUUCGGAAUUAUUCAAGCCAGAAACAGUUGUGAACACAUAUGAUGUGCCGGUUGAUCCUCUUCCCGAUGAGACCAAGUGGAAUGUUCCUAAAAGCAUAUCAGAUGAAGUUGUUAUGCCACCAAUCUAUAAGAGACCCCCUGGGAGGCCAAAAAAGAAGAGGGAUAAGCCAUUACAGGAGUUGAUGAUUGAUAAACGCAGGAAUGCUUGCGGUAAAUGUGGACGUCUUGGUCAUAACAGGCGUUCGUGUGAUAAUCCGCCGCUCAAUAAGAAGAAUAAAUAA
Messenger RNA from Lycium ferocissimum, 2266 nucleotides. RefSeq lists its product as uncharacterized. Gene Ontology annotation, molecular function: zinc ion binding; nucleic acid binding. The record is from RefSeq and is a predicted model, not a curated record. The coding region runs from base 590 to 2266 and encodes 558 amino acids. The transcript has 4 exons. Lineage: Eukaryota; Viridiplantae; Streptophyta; Magnoliopsida; Solanales; Solanaceae.